CUGGCGCCUAGCCCAGGCGGCAUGCGGGCGCUCCUGCUGCUGUGGCCCCUGGCGUUGGGGCUCAGCCUGGACAAUGACACCCAGACCCCCAAUAUCUACGAUGAGGGCGGGAGUGUGGGGGAAAGUGAUGGUGAGUGACCUCAGGCCCUCCCGGGCCCCCGGGGCUUCCCCGGCCAGCCCUGCGCCAACGACAGCGACACUCUGGAACUCCCGGACAGCUCUCGGGCGCUGCUGCUGGGCUGGGUGCCCACACGAUUGGUGCCCACACUCUACGUGCUGGCCCUGGCGGUGGGGCUGCCCGCCAACGGGCUGGCGCUGUGGGUGCUGGCCACCCGGGUGCCUCGGCUGCCCUCCACCGUGCUGCUGAUGAACCUGGCGGCUGCUGACCUGCUGCUGGGCCUAGUGCUGCCGCCUCGUGUCGCCUACUACCUGCGCGGCCAGCGCUGGCCCUUCGGCGAGGCCGCCUGCCGCCUGGCCACGGCAGCGCUCUACGGCCACAUGUACGGCUCCGUGCUGCUGCUGGCCGCCGUCAGCCUGGACCGCUACCUGGCCGUCGUGCACCCGCUGCGGGCCCGCGCCCUGCGAGGCCGGGGCCUGGCCACCGGGCUCUGCGCGGCAGCCUGGCUGGUGGCGGCCAGCCUGGCACUGCCCCUGGCACUGCAGCAGCAGACCUUCCGGCUGUUGCACUCGGGCCACGUGCUCUGCCACGACGCACUGCCCGUCGGCGCCCAGGCCUCCUACUGGCGGCCCGCCUUCAUCUGCCUAGCGGUGCUCGGCUGCUUCCUGCCCCUGACGGCCAUGCUGCUGAGCUACGGGGCCACCCUGCACACGCUGGCCACCGGGGGCCGGCGCUACGGCCACGCGCUGAGGCUGACCGCGCUGGUGCUGGCCUCGGCCGUGGCCUUCUUCGCGCCCAGCAACGUGCUGCUGCUGCUGCACUACUCGGACCCGGGCCCCGAGGCCUGGGGGGACCUGUACGCCGCCUACAUGCCCAGCCUGGCUCUCAGCACCCUCAACAGCUGCGUGGACCCCUUCGUCUACUACUACGUGUCGGCAGAGUUCAGGGACAAGGUGCGGCAGGGGCUGCUCCGCCGAGCGCCAGGGCCCGCGACAGCCUCCAAGGAGAGGGGCGGCCCGGGGACGGGCACCCGGUCCUCCUCGCUCGUGUGAUGGCCCCUUAGAAGGGGGAGCAAACGGGGAGGGAAUCGUGCUGGGUUGGAUAGGGUCCCCUCCCAAUUCAUGUCCACCGGGGACCUCCGAAUGUGAGCUUGCUUGGAAAUACGGUCUUUGCAGGUACUAUUAGUUAAGACGAG
Ceratotherium simum simum (southern white rhinoceros) is the source of this 1313-nucleotide messenger RNA. The record is from RefSeq and is a predicted model, not a curated record. Lineage: Eukaryota; Metazoa; Chordata; Mammalia; Perissodactyla; Rhinocerotidae.